Hirundo rustica (Barn swallow) is the source of this 1337-nucleotide messenger RNA. It is a transcript of the gene NPRL2, whose product is annotated as NPR2 like, GATOR1 complex subunit. Bases 53 to 1189 code for a protein of 378 amino acids. The transcript has 11 exons. Gene Ontology annotation, biological process: positive regulation of autophagy; cellular response to amino acid starvation; negative regulation of TORC1 signaling. Gene Ontology annotation, cellular component: vacuolar membrane; GATOR1 complex. The record is from RefSeq and is a predicted model, not a curated record. Gene Ontology annotation, molecular function: GTPase activator activity. NCBI's taxonomy places the organism in Eukaryota, Metazoa, Chordata, Aves, Passeriformes, Hirundinidae.
UACGGUGGCCGGCGGGGCUGGGGCGGCGGUGUGGGCUGCUGCGCGUCCCGCCAUGGGUGGCCGCAUCGAGUGCGUGUUCUUCAGCGAGUUCCACCCCACGCUGGGGCCCAAAAUCACCUACCAGGUCCCCGAGGACUUCAUCUCCCGGGAGCUGUUUGACACCAUCCAGGUGUAUGUCAUCACGAAGCCCGAGCUGCAGAACAAGCUGAUCACCGUGACGGCCAUGGAGAAGAAGCUGAUCGGCUGCCCCGUGUGCAUCGAGCACAAGAAGUACAGCCGGAAUGCUCUGCUCUUCAACCUGGGCUUUGUGUGUGAUGCCAGAGCCAAGGCCUGUGCGCUGGAGCCCAUUGUGAAGAAGCUGGCUGGCUACCUCACCACCCUCGAGCUGGAAAGUGGAUUCAUCUCCAAUGAGGAGAGUAAACAGAAGCUGGUUCCCAUCAUGACCAUCCUGCUGGAGGAGCUGAAUGCCAAAGGGAAGUGCACCCUGCCCAUAGAUGAGUCAAACACCAUCCACCUGAAGGUGAUCGAGCAGCGCCCAGAUCCCCCCAUUGUGCAGGAGUACGAUGUCCCCGUCUUCACCCAAGACAAGGAUGACUUCUUCAACUCCCAGUGGGAUCUCACCACACAGCAGAUCCUGCCCUACAUUGAUGGAUUUCGGCACGUCCAGAAGAUUUCGGCAGAAGCCGACGUGGAGCUGAACUUGGUGCGCAUUGCUGUGCAGAACCUGCUGUAUUAUGGGGUUGUCACACUUGUCUCCAUACUCCAGUACUCCAAUGUCUACUGCACCACGCCGAAGGUCCAGGACCUGGUGGAUGACAAGUGCCUCCAGGAAGAGUGUCUGUCCUACGUCACCAAACAAGGGCACAAGCGAGCCAGCCUCAGGGACGUCUUCCAGCUGUACUGCGGGCUGAGCCCUGGCACCACGGUGCGAGACCUGAUCUCCCGCUACACCCUGCAGCUCCAGAGGGUGGACGAGAGGAGGCUCAUCCAGUUUGGUUUGAUGAAGGGCCUUAUCCGGCGGCUCCAGAAAUACCCAGUCAAGGUGGCCCGGGACGAGCGGAGCCACCCAGCCCGGCUGUACACGGGCUGCCACAGCUAUGAUGAGAUCUGCUGCAAGACCGGCAUGAGUUACAAGGAGCUGGAUGAGCGCCUGGAGAACGACCCCAACAUCAUCGUGUGCUGGAAGUGAUGGCAGCGAUGGCCCUCACUAAGCCGUGUCCCCCCGCGCAUUCCCCGUGUGUCCCCGUUGUCCCCCACGUGUCCCCGGAGCGCCCCGCUGGCUGCGGCCACUCCUCCGCGCCGCCAGGGGGCAACAGAGGCCGCCCCUCGCCGCUGCU